CCCAGUCCAGAUUUCUUUCUUCAAAUCGGUGAUAAAGAUGCAACCAUGGUUGAAAAAGUUAUAUUUCUUUCUCCUCCCAAUCUGGUUGCUGCUAGCCGUAAUGUUCCAAGUAUCUAAUGGAGGCAUGGGCGGUGGUGGCGGCGGAGGUGGACUCAUGGGAGGAGGAGGAGGUAGCAAGCACGGAGGCGGAGGUGGUGGACUGGGUUCCAUGUUAGUGGCAGGUCUCAUAGCAAAGAUACUAGGGGAACACGAACAUCAUCACGAAUGUGAACACGGUCAUCAUCAUGGCCACCAUCACAUGAUGCAAAUGAUGCACAUGAUGCACGGUUGAUAACUCAUCUCGAGUAUGAACACGGCCAACAUCACAUGAUGCAUAUGGUGCACAUGACGCACAGCUGAUAACUUCUACCUAGCCAGAAAUGUAUAUAUACCUCAUCAUCAUCUGUUCAUCAAAUUAUUUUUGUACCAUAACUUUUUUUACAUAAUAAAUCGCUUUAUUUUC
This is a messenger RNA of Stegodyphus dumicola, 502 nucleotides long. RefSeq lists its product as uncharacterized. The record is from RefSeq and is a predicted model, not a curated record. NCBI's taxonomy places the organism in Eukaryota, Metazoa, Arthropoda, Arachnida, Araneae, Eresidae.